CUUCAAGCUAUUUAUACAUAUUGAGACAGCCCAGCUCCUUAUCGACUGUAUUUAUCGGCUUCUUUGAAGUUCAUCAUAUUUCAACAAAAGAAAAUAACACGCGCCAAGACCUGGGCCUUCGUCGCGUGCGAGUCUCGUUGAAACUUAGCGAAGGGCCAGGUUAUUGAGUCUAUCCUUCGGUCUUAAUUUCUGCUGAAGCCCACACGGUGUGGCUCCGUAAUGCAAUUGCGAUGAUAUAGGGAGAACCAGCAAGUUGUUCGAGACCUGUAUCUAUUUGAAUUAUACGCGUGACGACACAAGCGCUUGCAUCCUAUCGACUCAAAUAGGGGCCUCCAAUUGCCGAGGCGAGGUCACCAGCGAUGACCACCUCAGAUAGCGGUCAUGCCUCAGAAGGCAUUGUUAAAGAUGUGGGAGAUAGAGAGGUCCAGCCGAAGUCUAGAACCACAAAUACCUUCCGAUGGACGCUCGGAUUGGUGGUGCGGCUUUGUAUUUGGUAUAUACUGCUCGCCCCAAUUUUCCGAUGCCCGGCUCAAUUUUCGGAUUUGAACGAGUCCUCUCUGCGAGUCUGCAAGCCGUAUCUCGUCGCCCGCUCUUAUGUUGAGCCUCACGUUCUUCCAUACUACAACACCUACGGCGCGCCUUACUAUGAGAAAGCCCGUCCGUAUGUGGUGGUACUCAACGAAAAGGUUUAUACCCCUGCCGCGAAUGUCGCUAAGUUUAGCUACGAUAAAUAUGGCGCACCUGCUUUGGACCAGGCUCAUGCGUAUGGAUCCAAGCAGUGGGAAAAGCAAGUUGCCCCUCUUCUACAGUCCGCAAAAGAUGGUGCGAGCGAGCUGUAUAACGCUGAGGUAGCACCUCAACUCCGAAGAGUCACGGCAGUGGUGUCGCCAUACUAUCAGAAGGCAAACUCCGCCUUUGAGUCGACAUGUGUUGGCUAUAUUCAGCCGUUCCUGGCUCGGACAAGACCCUUUAUUGGAAAAACAUAUACAUCUGGUCAAGAUGUUCUAACUACCACGGUCAUGCCCUACGCUCAAACGUCAUGGUCAUCCAUUGUCUAUUUUUUGAACAGCUGGCUCUGGCCACAAGUUACCGGUCUUUACUCGGAGAAUGUUGAACCUCAAUUAGUUAAAAUCGGGCAGAGACUAGCCAGCUAUCGUGAAGGAAAGCAGCUGCGAAAUGUUGUGGAUGAGGUUGACAACUCUCCGGAACAACAGGUUAAUGUUGUUCCUACGUCACAAGAAGCCAGCAAAACCGAAUAUUCUUCCACAAGUUCUACAACGGUAGUUUCAUCUGCAUCUCGCGCAUUGUCCCCUACAGAAUUGGCAGCACAAACUCGCGAGAAGAUCGAGUCAGACCUGCGGACCUGGCAGGAAAAGUUUUCUGUGGCUGCUGAUAAAGGUAUUGAAGAUCUUGAAGAGCGCCUAUAUGAACUCGUUGGGGGUUAUGUAAAUGGCGGCGCGAAGAAUCAUGGGGAGAGUCUUGUAACGGCUCUAGAAGCUGCUGUGGAACACGAACUCUCGACUAUCAAGCUUCGUAUAGGCGAUCUGACUGAGGCUUUGCCUAGUGAAUAUUCUCCUGCGGAGCAAACGGCGCAAAGUGAGCUUCUUAAGGACAUCAGACAAGCCGCAGUCGUCAUUAGGGAUCGCGCUCAUGCUAUCCGAGAAUGGCACAGUUCAUUUGAUCAGGAGUUAGUGCACCGUGUCUUUGCAACAGUAAAUUCUACCCUAGAUGUGCUUGACAGUGUGCGUGACCUGGGGCUCCAGGAAAUAGGAAUGCGCUGGGCUUGGAUGGAUGGUGUUACCUACAAAGAUUGGGCCAGGUAUCAUGCACUGAAAGCACAGUUUGAAGAUUGGAAGGAUAAAUUCCGGGAGGUCGGCAUGCGUCAUCCAAAAUUGGAAGAUGCCAGGGCACUCUCAGAUGAUAUCUUAUCUCGUGGAAUGGAUACCGCCGAAGCUGCCGCGAAAGAACUUGCCAGGCUGAAAGAUGUCGGUAGAUGGAAGAUUGCGGCCCGAGAAGUAAGUGACAACUUCGAUACUAGGUCUGGCUCUCCACCUCCACGACCGAUGCCUAGUGAACCCGCUUUCCAAGAGCAUACCUCAGAUGCAGACUCUGCAAAUCACGAAGCUUCAGUACGCCAUGAAGCAGACAACGCUAGCUCGGCGGCACAGGGUACUGCGGAGUCCGAAGACCAAGCGCUGGGUCUUGACGAUGCACCUCUAGAACAUGAACAGGCCACUUCGGAGGGCGGGGAAUCUUCGAGCGAAAAACUAGAGCCUUCUGAAGCUCGUGCGGAAUCCGAUGGCCAUACAGAGACCGGUCCACUCACAGCGCAGGAAGCUGAUAGGGAGGAAGACACCCCGAGAUCAACUUGGGGUGUAGCUGCAGCUGAAGCUAUACAAGGCGUGCAAGAAUUUGAGGAAGCGCCAGAGAAUAUUUACAGUGCUUUAAAUAGUGCUCGUGAAAACUAUGCGGAUGUUGAAAGGUCAGCUAGAGAGGGCUCAUCUCGGUCGUUUAAGCAGGCGGCUCACGAGCAACUUGAUGAUACUCAAAACCUUCAUAAGCCGCAAGCGCCAAGCUCCUCGAGCAUUCAUUACGAAGCUAUUGAAAAUCUUGUCUCCGAGCUACUCGCUGGGAAAGAUCCUUCUUUCGCUCAGGACGUGAUGGACAAAUUACACGCUAUUUAUGGAAACUCACACACCGCGUUCGAACCACAAAGAGAUAUUGUAGCAAACGAUAAGACCGCUUCCAUUCCAUCCUCAUCGGCUACAAGCCCCGUUGGUGAAGACCCCGUGAAGGAUAGCUAUGAACAACCUGACGUUGCUACUCCUGUUGCAGAGUCUACGAUUAACAGUGCUGUUUACACCCCAAGUGAGCCUCCUUUUCCAUUGGAAAGUACACAGGAACAGGAGGAAAACGACUUGAUUCUGGACGCCACCGAGACUGCUGCAUAUCGUAUGCAGAACUCGGAUGACAGCCUUGAAGAGACACCUGCUAAGGACGAUCUAUGAACCCAAGCCCCAUCUGGAUUGGAGAAAUAUAUGGUUCGGUUCAAAGCGAUACACUCAUGAAUGAUAUCCUUCAUUUUUGUUCCUUCCCACUAGCUCAUAUCCUAUCAGAUUGAUCAUGACCUUACUUAUUCCCCACAUAGUUUUCUGCGAGUAUGUUUUGGUAUAUUAUAAUGCUGCUUUCUUGUGUUUGCGUGUACUGCUAAAGCCUAAUGAUUGUUGUAUAAACUAGCGCACCCGUGGUUUUGUAAGUCUAUAUGUGUGCACGUCAUUAUCGUACAUUUAUGGAAAACGUAAUUCAACACAUUCUUCAUACUAUUUCUGUCCAACAUGUGAAGAUAUCGUACCCAAUUUGC
Molecule: messenger RNA, 3361 nt
Organism: Aspergillus pseudonomiae
Lineage: Eukaryota; Fungi; Ascomycota; Eurotiomycetes; Eurotiales; Aspergillaceae
Exons: 3
Coding region: 360-3008 (882 amino acids)
Biological process (GO): protein transport
Source: RefSeq, a predicted model, not a curated record